This is a messenger RNA of Centruroides sculpturatus (bark scorpion), 2984 nucleotides long. Its product is annotated as patched domain-containing protein 3-like. The record is from RefSeq and is a predicted model, not a curated record. Lineage: Eukaryota; Metazoa; Arthropoda; Arachnida; Scorpiones; Buthidae. Gene Ontology annotation, biological process: molting cycle, collagen and cuticulin-based cuticle; endocytosis. Bases 195 to 2810 code for a protein of 871 amino acids. Gene Ontology annotation, cellular component: plasma membrane; cytoplasmic vesicle membrane. The transcript has 5 exons.
ACUCGACGGGACAAAGAUAAUAUCGUAAAAAUAAAUUUUGGCAAAUUUUUAUUAUACUGAGGUUAAUUUAAAUUAAAUUUCUACAAAUACAGAAUGUGUUUAGAAUUGAGUCCAAAGUAUAUAAAUUAUAUAUUGUUAGUAAAAUCAGAUAUAAUGAAAGGAGGAAACGUAUCAUAAAUAACAGAUAAUUAAAUAUGAAUUGCAUGGAUUAUCUGCACGUUUUAAAAUAUAAGUAUAUUUAUCAAAAACUUUCAAAAUGUUUGCAUAAAGUUAGUUUUUGCAUUGGUCGUCAUCCACUUUUAUUCAUUUGCAUUCCUCUAUUAUUUACCGCAUUAUUCGCUUGUGGAUUCUUGCGAAUAAAAGGGCAAAAUGAAAAAGAAUUUUCAUAUCUUCUUUUUAAUGAAAAAAGUAUCAUAGACAGAUCAGAAAUAGAAAAAUUAUUUCAAGAAAAUGCAACCGAUUUUGAUUUUUCUCGAACAACUAGGUUAAAGGCGUACAGUAGCAUUAUAGCCAAGGCUAAAGAUGGAGGUUCCAUGAUUCGAGAAUCCAUAUUUCAAGAAAUAGAAAAUUUGGAUUGGAUGGUUCGAAAUAUGACCAUAAUUCAUAAAAAGUAUAAUUUAACUUAUACCGAUAUCUGUAGAAAAACAAAAGGAAUAUGUUUCCAUAAUGAUAUUUUAAACUUAGUCGACAAAUUAAGUGCAUUCUUACAUGGCAGAAUACAAAUCAGAUAUCCAACUGUGAUGAGUGCAGCAAAUACUUACGGAAUAAACUUAGGUGGAGUAUCAACAGACGAUGAUGGAUUUGUUAAAGAUUUUAAAGCAAUUCGACUGUUUUAUUUUAUUGAUGAUAAUAAUUCGAGACAACAUUUAAUUGCUAAAAAGUGGGAAGACAAAUUUCUGAACUCUUUAGAAAAACUUUCUUUACGCCAUAUUAAUAUCUCUGGAUUUUCAGGGAGUAUUUGGAAUAAUAAAUUAAGUUCGGUCUCAACCAGAAUUAUACCUUAUAUAAUUGUUACUGUAUUUGCAGUCGUAUUUCUCAUUAUUUCAAUACGCAGAACAACGAAGAUUAUUACAGAUAAUCCAAUAAUUAGCAUUAUUGCAGGUUGCUUCCCUUGUUUUUCCGCAGUUUCUGCUUUUGGCUGUCUUUUGCUGUGUGAUAUGGAAUAUUUUGAUAUUAAUCUCAUAAUUUUUUUCGUUCUUUUAAUUAUAAGUUGGAGUGAUUCGCUUCUAAUAUUUAAAUAUUGGUGUAAAACUCACAUUAAAGACAGCGUAGAAAAAAGGAUGAACGAAACGUAUUCUAAAAUUGUUGUUUCUAUCACAAUAUCUUACUUAAUUAAUAUCAUGUCUUCUUUAUUUGGAAUUAUUAUACCAUUCAAGUUAACGCAAGCAAUUUUUAUUUAUUUGUGUUUUUCUUUGAUAAUUAAUUAUGUCUAUCAAAUCACUUUCUACGGAGGAUGGCUGGCAAUUAGUGGACACAUAGAAGCCAAACAGUCAAAAAGUAUAUUUCUUACUCGCAUCACAUUGCAUCUCGAAUCAACAGACAAUCUCAGCGUCACCAAUAUCCAUUUAUCAAGAAAGAAAAGUAACAUUGCUAACACAGUUAAGAAGAAAUGCUACUUAGGAAAUCUGCUUACUAAACCAAUGACAAAAAUCGUCAUCCUAUUAAUAUUCUUCAUACAUCUUUGUGGAGGUACUUAUUUUUUCAAAUAUUCUUCUCCAUCAUCAAAUUACUCUCAAUAUUAUCAGAACGUUUUUACUCAUAUGGAUUAUAUAAAUGAUGAAGUCAAAUAUUUCUCUAAUUAUCGUGAUAGAAUUCAGCUGAUAAUUGACAAACGAUUAGACUAUUCGGAUUCAGAAAUUCAGAAUAAAAUAGAAAAUUUAAUAAUUUCUCUUCAACGUUUACCCAAUAUGGCUGGAAUUAGUAAAUCGUGGUUGAGGGAGUUUCUAACUUGGGUGAAUUCUUCACAAUCCCAUAGCUCCUUAACUGGAUAUAAUAUGAGUGAUCCUCAACAUUUCAUUGAUGCUCUUUCUAAUGUAUUCUUGAAGCUUAAUUGGACUGAAUCCUUUAAAAAAGAUAUAAUUUUAAGCAAAGAUAGAAAGACCAUAUUAGCAAGCAGAUUUUUUAUCCACACCAACUUAAUUGACAACUCUAGAAAAGAAAAUUCGUUAAUCGAUAGCAUAUUUAACAUAACUGAUUAUUCAAAUAUUCCCAUUCGUGCGUUCAAUUAUCGUUUUAUAUAUUAUAAACAAUACGAUAAUAUAAUGUAUAGUAUGGGAACAUUUCUUAUUAUUAACUGUAUUGUAAUUAUGCUAAUUUUUCCUCUAUCUACUUUAAAUUUUGUAUAUGUUAUAUUCAGUUUAUUUUCGGUAGCAUCUAUUGCUUUUACUACUGUAGGAUAUAUGUUAGUAUGGAAAGUGAAAUUUAAUGCUAUUAUAAUGAUUAUACAAAUUAUUACAACUAUUUUUUCUGUAAAAUGUUUUGUUAAUGUAUCUUACCUUUAUAUUAAAAGCAAAAAAAAGACACCAAAUGGUAAAAUGAGAGAUGCUAUUUCAAAUAUAAUACCUUCUAUUUUGUCAAGUCUUAUAUUAAUAAUUUACAUUCUUUUAAUGUUUAUACCAUACGAUGUAUCGGCGAAUGUGUUUAAAAUCGUUUUUAUUGCUGUAACAUCUAUAAUAUUUUAUAAUUUAUUUGUCAUUCCAACUGUGUUUUCAUCGUUGGAUUAUUUUUGGAUAAAUGUUCAACGUCAAGAUGAAAAGUUAAGUAAUGAAAAAGGGUGUAAAAUUUCUGAAAACAAUGAAUUAUUAAAAUAAAUUUUACAAAAUAAUUAUUCCGAGUGUUAACAGAUUAGGCAAAUAAAAUGUUUUAUGUGCAUUUCGGAUUAUAAAUUAAGAAUGUAAGACUUAUAUUAUAUAUCACUUUUAAGUCUGUUUUUCUAUCUUAGUGAAUUUCAAUCACACACAUAAGAAUAACAUUUUUUUCCCCAC